Molecule: messenger RNA, 1035 nt
Organism: Hevea brasiliensis (rubber tree)
Lineage: Eukaryota; Viridiplantae; Streptophyta; Magnoliopsida; Malpighiales; Euphorbiaceae
Product: thylakoid lumenal 16.5 kDa protein, chloroplastic
Exons: 4
Coding region: 72-788 (238 amino acids)
Biological process (GO): photosystem II repair
Source: RefSeq, a predicted model, not a curated record
UCAAUACCUCUGAUUUUUCCACCCAGAAACUACCAGAAAAAUAAAGAAAAAGAUAGAAGAAAAACCAAGAAAUGGCAACAACAUUUCUUUCAACUGCAAACUCCUUUCUCUCUUCCUCCUCCUCCUCCUCAUCAUCUUUAUCUUCACUAGCAGCAACUGUAUUCUUUUGUCCAAAAAAGAACAAUGCCAGGAGACAGCUGACAUUUUGCAGAACUUUUAGUGAGUCUCCAUCACCACCUUCUCUAGUUUUAACCAAAAGAAGCCUCUCUAUUUCCUUCAUCACCAGCUUCGUCAUCUCAUUGGCUAGCAGGAGCAAUUCCAGUAGUGCCAAUGCAGCUAUAUUGGAAGCUGAUGAUGAUGAAGAACUAUUGGAGAGAGUGAAGAGAGACAGAAAGAAGAGGAUUGAAAGACAAGGUGUCAUUAGUUCAUCUAACAAGGAAACAGGUUCAAUCUCAAGCAGAACCCACAAUGUCCAUGAUCUAGUUUACAAGCUGAGCAAAGUAGGUCAAGCCAUAGAAAACAAUGAUCUAUCAACAGCUAGUUCAGUUCUUGGGGGAAGCACCAAUUCAGAUUGGGUCCAAAAGGCUAAUAUAGCUUUCUCCAAGCUAAGCUCUGGUCCUGAGGAGAAGACUCAGGUGGAUACAUUCAAUUCAUCUCUAGCUUCAUUGAUUUCAUCAGUUACUAGCAAUGACAUUGAAUCCUCCAAAAUUGCUUUUGUGUCAUCUGCAACCGCAUUCGAGAAAUGGACAACCUUGACAGGGCUGGUCGGACAGCUCAAAGGGCUUUAGUUAGGUGGCCGGAUUAUGUUUUUCCUGUUCGUAAAUAUCCUUUCUUCUUUCGAUGUUCCGAGUUUCAUUCCUUGCACAACCUUGUUCAUAUUGUUUGAUCCUUUGUUGAUUUUUCGUGUGGUUAUGAGUGGUUCCUUGAACUGGAGACCAUCUGGCUACUUUGCUCACACGAGUUGUAGUUCUUUCCUCAAUCCUCUUGAGCUUCGGUUACACCUAAUAACAUUUCUUCUUCUUUUCUGCUGUUUUA